Molecule: messenger RNA, 6011 nt
Organism: Pecten maximus
Lineage: Eukaryota; Metazoa; Mollusca; Bivalvia; Pectinida; Pectinidae
Product: carboxypeptidase E-like
Exons: 9
Coding region: 127-1566 (479 amino acids)
Biological process (GO): proteolysis
Molecular function (GO): metallocarboxypeptidase activity; zinc ion binding
Source: RefSeq, a predicted model, not a curated record
UAAACAUAACAGCAGCAGGUGCUCGUUGACAGUGACCAGAACGGUAACAUAUUGAAUUGUUAAUUUAUCUGUUAUACACUUCUAUCUUACAAAGGACGGCUUCUAUUUAAAACAACGACAGUUGACAUGCUUAAACUAAGCAUUUUGCUGGUGAUCGUACCGGCAUUAUGUCUUGGGUUUGAGGUGAAAAACCACAAUACCAAGGAGGUUGGUGAAGCACUGGAUGAAAUCAACACAGCUUGCCCAGACAUCACCCGUAUCUACUCCGUUGGUGAUUCUGUCCAGCAUCGCCCUCUGAAAGUGAUAGAAUUCUCUACCUCCCCAGGAAAACAUGUGAUAGGUGUGCCAGAGUUUAAGUAUGUGGCAAACAUGCAUGGAAAUGAGGUGGUAGGACGUGAAAUGCUUCUGAAGCUUGGUAUGUACAUGUGUGAGGAGUAUAAAAAGGGCAACAAGACAAUCACCUGGCUCAUCCAACACACUCGCAUUCAUCUCAUGCCUACCAUGAACCCAGACGGAUGGGAGGCAGCUAAUAAAAGUCCACUAGAAAAGAAUGGUCAACAUGACUGGCUCAAAGGACGGGCAAAUGCACACAAUGUGGACUUGAACAGAAACUUCCCAGAUUUAGACAGGGUUAUCCGUCAGAGGAAUGGGCCUAACAACCAUGUAGAAAAUGAAAAAGAGGCUUUGAAAACUCCAAAUCUGCAGCCAGAGACAAAAGAACUAAUUCGUUACAUCAUGGAGAACCCUUUUGUACUAUCGGCUAAUCUGCAUGGUGGGGACCUGGUAGCUAACUAUCCUUUUGAUGAGAGCUUGCUCAGGGGAGUAUCGAAGUAUGCAGGGGCACCAGAUGACGAAACUUUCAGGUACCUGGCUCUCAGUUAUUCCCUUUACCACACUCUGAUGGCAAAAGACCAUCCCACAUGUGACAUGUCUGGUGACGAUGACUUCGCCAAACAGGGAGGGAUCACCAACGGAGCAGCCUGGUAUUCUGUAGCUGGAGGUAUGCAGGACUUCAACUAUGCAGCAAGCAACUGUUUUGAGAUUACUGUGGAGCUUGGUUGUGACAAGUUUCCCAAGGACGAAGCCAAAUAUUGGAUACAGAACAAGGAAUCACUAGUCAACUUUAUGUUGCAGAUCCACAUUGGAGUGAAGGGAGUAGUGAAAGAUGGUGUAACCAUGAAACCACUGAGGGAUGUAACUAUUAAAGUUUUCAAAAAGACGCCAGAAACAAGGGAAGGCAGGACGUACAUAGCACACGACAUCACCACCUUCAAGGAUGGGGACUACUAUCGUCUGCUUGUUGACGGAACCUACAUGAUUGUCGCUGAAAAACCGGGAUAUACCAGCCAGAAACAGAAAGUGAUUGUGAAAAACCAUCCUCUCAAUGAAGCUUUAAAAUUAGACUUCAUUCUGAUGCCAGAGACAUCAAAUGGAAACACGGAAAUGAAUUUUGAGAAACUAGGCAGUGGAAGAACUGGCCUAAGCAAUAAAUACAAGGAAUCUGAGUAUGCUGACUACCUCCGACGUCUACAAAGAGUCCUCCAAAAUCGCCAGGACCAAGGUUAACUCAAGCCUUGAAAACAGCACAGGCACAACCUGAGCUAUUGUUAAGUCUGUUUUUAAUAGAAAUCGUAUGGUAUUAUAUAAAUAUAAACCAUGAAAAGUUUUGUCAUCCUGGAAAAAGGCUACAUCAAACAUGAAUUAUGUUUGCUUAACUGGUUGUUCGAGUACAGAUCUGGAAAUAUUUUCAAAAUUAAACAGAAAUCAUCCAUGCCUAACUAGUCACAUCAAAAAAACAUGUUUCGUGUGGUUUGCAUGGAUAGAAGUUGGAAAAUAUCUUCAGAUUUGUCACUUAUGACUUUCAUGAAAUCAAUCAAAAGAACUAGAAUUCCACCACAAAUACAUUCCACCAGUUUCUAUCUUAAACAGCAACAAAAAAAAACAUUAUUUGAAUUUUAUUUGUUGAGAAGUUAUCAUAAUUUGAACAUCAUUAAUAAUCACAUAUGCAGUAUGUCUGAAAGACCCUUUUAAGUUUAAAACCUCUUCAAGGUUUCUGCAUUAAGGAAUGGACUCAGAUUUCUUUCAAGAUUGAUGUAAUUUUCCUUUUUGCUUUAUUUCAUGAAAGCCUAUGACAAUACAGACAAUACAUAGUAACGGAACAUUACUGAGGUACAUAUGUAACAUUCCCUUUCUAUGGUAAAAUGGCAUUUUUUACUGGAUUUUCAUUUAUAAAAGAACUAACACAUCAGUAGUAAUUAUUUUUGUGGUAGAAGGGAAGUCUAAUUAGUACUAGGGUAAUAGGGAAAAUAAAUAUAUUCAGUAAUAAUCCUCAAUUGCAUGCUAGAUAAAUUUAUUUAGAUGGAGUUAAAAUUAGGGGUAACUUGUGGAGUUAUCUCCCCUUUUCUUUCUAAAGAAUGAGGGAAAUUAAUUGUAUUACCCAUCGUAAACAUUACACUGGUAAAAUGUAUAUGGUAAUUAAAUGAUAGUUAUCCUGGUUAAUGGUAAAUAUAUUGCCCGGUGCAUUAAAAAUACCAACAAAAAACAUUCCCCCAAAAGAUGGGGUGGUUCAGUUAUAGAAUUUAUUUAAAAGGGGAAUACAUCUUGGUAGGGAAUCUCACAGGACAAUAUUAUUUAUGUCAUAGAGAUCUUAAACGUUACUUGUUAUAUUUCAAAUAUUAUUGAAAUGUUAAUAUUGAAGAUUGCCAUUUAUUGAUACCCGCAGUAAGGGGUGACUAGUCAAAUCUCAUAAAUACACUGUCUCUCUUGAUGAGGGUGGUGUUUUGAUAGCUUUAUCUUAUUUUAGAAUAAACUUAUGUUGUAUAAAUUCCAAUAAUUUAAUUUUAAGGUCACCUGAGAAGAACUUUAUUCUUAUCACAUUUUGUCUGAAAUGCAUCGUUUGCCCUGAACUAAUUUAAAUUUUCGACUUCUAUUAAACCCAUGUACUAAUUUCAAUGAAAUUUUGCAGAAAUCUCAAAUGGCCAGAAACCUCCAAUGGCCAAAGGUCAACUAAGAUUGUGAAUUAUAUGAUCUCCACCCCCAGAGGCCUGAGGGGUGGGGCAAAAAUCUCCUUUUCAAUACCCAGAUAAGAUAGAAUCAAAUAAUCUUCAUAAAGGAAGGCUCUUAAGGUGUUUAAUCAAUAUUGUGAAUUUCAUGACCAGGGGUUUCAUGUUUGCCCCUGGGGAGGAGGUAAACUUUACUAGAGUUUAUUUAAGGAUAUAACAUCUUUGAGCAUGAUUUGUUUAAUUGCCAUUGGAGAUAAUACAAUCUUGGUUAGAAUGUUCAGAUGGGAUGGCAGUUCAAUGGUAUGCACAUGAUGGCUCUAACUGACUACCAGCGGUGGAUGGGCGGGGCUAAGAAGGGCUAAAUUGACAGAAAUAUUUCAGAACACAGGUGACCGUUAAGGCCAAUAGGCCUCUUGUGAUAGACAUUGUUUUAUAUUCAAUUUUUACAGGGUCUAUCUUUUAAAUCUUUCCUAACUGUUUCUGAUCAGCAGUAAAUCCAUUGUAUUUAAAAUCAAUUUUGCGAUGUCUAUUGGCAUACAUUAUCGUGAUUGUUGUUUGGUAUAUUUCAUACCUGUGUAAAGAUGUUAUGAAAACUAUUAUUUAAAUGAUAUUGUAAGAUGUGUUAAACAUUGACAUGUUAAAUCUUUGUAAUAUACAUGUAUUACAAACACACUUUUUGAACGUCUUAUAAGAUUGAUGGCAAAUCUACAUUUUUGCAUGUUAAAAUGAAUAACAUUAUCAUGCAUAGAAUGGUUGUUAUAUGGAUAUAGAGUUGUUAUGAAAAAAUCCUGAGGUUGUAAUAUGUUCAAAACAAGUGCAAUAAUCACACCUGUUAUUUCAUUAUCCAGCUGUGGUAUAGACUGCAGUUUGUAGAAUUAUUGUUACCAUGUUCGACCUAAUAAGCACACCUGUCCCUAUAAGCAAAACCCCACCUUUUUUGGGAAAAGUGGAUGGGUGUCGUAAUUAAACAUAUAAAUAGUUCCUAACUUCACUGAUCUGCUAAAAUAAUCUUCAGUCUUUUGACCAAAGAUGAAAUCGUUUUCAUAAUACAGUGUAUAAAAGUAUGUAAAUGAAGAAAACAGUUGUCACCCAUUCUCACAGAAAUUUGUCUCUUUACAUUGUUUUAUCAAGCCCACCCCUUUUGUGUUUGUGUAAGUGUACUGUACUUAUUAGGUCGAAUACAUUAUUGUUUCUGAAAAAGCAGCACAGGUAGGUCAGGAAUAAUCUGACUUUAUUUAGAAACAGAACAUUCACCAUUUCGUUGGCUAUUGUAAUGUAAUUGUUUUAUUAUUGUUUACUACUGGAUUAGAUUUGAUUUCUAAGAGUUCCUUUGCAAUCAAUGUAAAAAAUAUUCAAUUCGGCAAAAAAGUCAAAUAAGUUUGAAUUGAUUUAAAAUAUUUUGAAAAUCACUGUCUCUAUAUGAUGCUAUUAGUGAUGAAAAGUCCUGGUCCAGUUGCUAAGAAAUGUAAGGCCAUGGCCUUCUUACAAAAUUUGAAAUGCAACUUUUGACAUAAUUCUAUUGCUUCAUUGUAUGUAAAGGUCACUUAAUUUCCAAAGUGAAAUUACUAAAUUGUAUUUUAAUGAAGUUACAAACAACAGUUCAAUUAUUUAGGAAUUGUCACAUUCCUUGUAGCUGGUGAAUGUGGAAACAUUACAUCCUUGUACACUAUAAUGAUAUUCCUGGUGAAUGUUGUUUUAAAUUUAAGUGAUAUAACUGGUUGUUUAGAGUUGAUGAACAAAUGCAUGACUGUCAGUGUUGUCAAGUGAUGAACUUUGAAGUAGUAGAUUGAUAUAGUUUUAUAUAUUCUUUAUAUAUUAUACACAAGUUGUGGGACUGUCCUCAAUCAUGAAACUGAUUUUUUUAAUGAAAAAUGUCCAAUAUCACAGGUAGAUAGCCAUUUAUUCAGUGUUGAAAAUCUGAACCUUUGAAAAAAAAUGUUAUGGCAAUUCCCCAACUAUUGUCAAUAUGGCAAAUUGAAGAUUUUUGAAGACAUCCCAAACAUCUACCUGCACAGAUUGAUUUCUAUUCAGGCUUAUAUAUAGGCACAAUUUUUACCCUUGAAUAAUGGUGCAAUUCAAUAGGGGUCAAACAAUAUAUUUUUUUACCUGUCAGUUGUUUCAUAAUUUGGUUCAGGAUAUUAUUGAUCAGAUUUUGAAUUUCAUAUUAUUUCGAAUAAUACACUGAUAAAAGAAAACAAAAAUCAUCAAUACUGUUAGGUAUAGUUUUAUCACACAAUAGUGUUUUGAGUCACAUGUCAUGAAAAGACUUUUUUUAUAAAUAUCCUACUUUGCAAUUAUUUUCACCUAAAGCUUUAAUAAGUACAUCCAUCGAGAAAUUUACAUUUUGCAUUUUUACCGAAAGAUUUAAACCAAAUCAUCUCAACUGAAAACCAGUCUUUCCCUGAUCGACCAAAUUUGUUAGCAUUACACUUUUGAACAAAUGACAAAACAGACAUGUUGCACGAAAUACAAUGUAAACUCAUUAAAUCAAGAACAAAUGAUAUGAACAGAAAGGACCUAGAUAUUCCUAGAGAAAAAUCAAUGUGACUAUCUUAACUUUAUUUAUGUCCACCAGUUUAUUACCGUACUUAAAUCCGACGCCUGUCCACAAUUUUUUAAGAUGACAUCUCCAAUGUGUUGACAUUUUAUUGUCUUCACUUAAAAUCAAAUGAUUCCUCAAAGAUUAUGUGAAUAUAUUGUUUAUAAAUAACCCACCAAAAUAUAAUUGAUGUAUCAGCACAUGUAAGGGUUAGACUAUCUCUAAUAUACUAGUGUUACCAAAGAAUGAAGAACACAAUAUUAUAAUUGUAGAGAGAAGAGAAGUGCUGCAUUGACCUUUACAAAGACAACCAAAUAGUGUUCAGAACAAGUGUUUUACAUCAUUUUAAUACUGUGAGAGCUUACAUCCGAAGGAACAAUCUAAAUAUUUAAAUUUUAUAAUUUUAUUGUUUUGUUUCAGUAGUCGUGUUAUAUCGUCUGUGAUAUGUAAUAAAAUCUCGUUAGUGCAGA